AUGUCUUAUGAUUUUUCAUUGUAUUGUUGUUCUUUGUUAGAAGAAUCAUCGCCAUUAUUAUCAUCACUUUCACCUCUAUUUCAUUUUUGUAAUGGAAAUGAACGCAACACCUACAAACAUCUUUACUUUAUAGAUGACCAAAAGUUACAGGUAUACUUGGCAAUUGGAGACUCAACCGAUUUACUUCCGAGUGGCGUAAUGGAACCACUCGAUAAUCAGAAGCCAGAGAACGGGUCUGUCGACUCUGCUUAUAUAGGUAUCGUCAACCGGUACUUUCAUGUACAGCCUCUAGAGUACUACCUUUUGAAAAACUACUCUGUACACGUCGUUGGUUAUUCUUCUGGUGGGUGCAUAGCGCAGGCACUGACAGCCUUGUUGGUAUCACGAGUAAACUACAAAUUGACAACCAGUCUCAGUUGUAUCACCUUUGGCUCGGCACCUGUUUGGGACAAGGCAACAACCAUUUUUCUCAAGGCCCACCACUUUUCCGACACCAUCUUUACCAACUUUCUCUUGACUGACGACCAUUAUCACCGUACUUUGGUGUAUGCAUCUUCAUCAAAUUUCGACCUUUAUCCACUCUUUAGAGUUCUGUUGGGGAGAUACAAAAGAAAAGAAAACCCAGUAUUAUCUCCUGAAUAUGAGGAAAUGGUUAAUGAUUUGCACAAAUUAAUACCCAAUCAAGAAUAUGAUACUAGUUUUGGCACUUGGAUACACUCUAUGAGUUCACUUCCCCUAGGAGUUGGCAUGUACGAGUCACCCGAAACCAUUUUCACCAAAGGGUUGAAACAAGGGUUUCCACAUAAUAAGGGAUUCAAGGCGUAUUUAAUGGCGUUGGAUAUUGAUGAAAAGUUAGUUAAAGAGAAAAUUCAAGCUCCAGAUUUAGUACAAGAACCAGCAAUUUUUAAAACCUCCUCGUACAACGUUGAUACUGCCAUUUUUAAUCCUAGCUCAAAUCAAAUGGUUGCCAAGAUCUCUGGAAUCAAUCUUCACAUGUUUUCAGACUGUGAGAGCCAAUCUCAAUGGACAGCCGCCAUCGAUAGAAAGGAGACUCACAGCCUCGAGAUAACCAUCCACAAUGCCAAUCUGCAUUACCUCAGUACUUUUAAAUUAAAGAUAGUUCAACCAUAUCACAACAGUAAAUUUUCAAAUCGAUAUCUUUGGAUUGAAAUUCCUUCAAAAACUAUAAAGUACUCUGAGGAAUUAUUUUUAACUCAUAUUCUCAGGUUAUCAAUGUUUCAUUUAGCCAUUUGUGGAGAGAAUGGGGAUUUGGAGAUGGAACAGCGAUUGGUGGAAUUGGAUGAAUUGCUUGGAGUGGAAGUUGAUCUUGUGCCCGAUGACACAUCACGUUUGAGUCUGCUUCAGGGUAGUGGCGAGAUUAUCGACCAAGCUUUGGAAGAUGAAUUAAUCACAUGCUCUCGUAUUGCAGCCUCCAAGAACUCAGAGUACGAGGAGCUUCAAAAGAUUGUCGCCAAUCCAAAGGAAUUUAUCAAGCAAACAGACAAGUCGAAAAGCAUCCACCUUGAAAAGUAUUGGAGCAGCAUUCAAACCAAUACCCUUGAUGUCUAUCAAAAGGAAUAUCUUUUGCCUUGCAUUCCGUUUGGCCAGUUGGUCAAAAAAUGGAAAUCAAUGUUCUCUGCAUCCAAGGCAUCCAAGAAGAAACCACCUUUUGUGCGAUCACUCUUUGAAGCCAUUCAACCGGCCAUCUACCUUGUCGUGCUUCGUCAACUAAAUGCUCCUCUUCCGUCUCUAACACCAUUUUACUGGGGAUCGAUAUUUAGAACACUCGGCGAAAAGUUAAAGACUUGGUUCCCUAAUCUCUUCCCUCACUUUUCGCUCGACAAGGCUGACAAGGAGUACCAUCUCCGAGUUAACCUAUUGUACUUUUACGCACAGGGUCAAUACAACUUGGAUGACAUGCAACUGUCCUCUCCAAAAACACUUCAAGAGAUGGAGUUGAAUGUAGUCGACCAUUUGUUAAAAAUGGCCUCUAGUUUUGGAUCACAAUUCGAUAAUGAGAUUUAUAUGCAAGUUCCUCAUCCAAUCUUUCAUCAUAAAUUCAACAAUCAAGAUAGAUCAAACAUUGUCAAGUUUUUAAACGUUGUUUCUCCAAUCAACCAACUUCGUAAAUCCAUUAUCAACCGUAGCUAUAUUAGUAUCUUUGGUGUUCAAAAUGUUGGUAAAAGUAGUUUACUUUCAUUUGGUUGGGGUUGUAAUACAAGCCCAAGUGUUUGUAAUAAUACUCUUGACCCAUCUUGUUAUUAUGUAUAUAGUCAACAAGGAGAUGAAAUUAAGAGUCCUUGCUUUGUCGAUUGGCCAGCUGCUACCGAUAGUGAUUAUGGGAAAUCAAAUCUUGGUGAUUUAAUUUUACCUUGGUCUAAAGUUUGUAUUUGUAUUUUAGGUUUAGAGAAUGCAAAUGAUACACCUUCAUUGGAUGUCGUACAAUUCUUGUCGAAAAACGGUGUUAAAGUGUUGAUUCUUUUAUCAAUGGCUGACAUUAUGUGGGGAAAGAUUAAAGAUGACCAUGUCAAGAUAGACGAUGAUGCUCACCAACAAGAAUGGGGUUCUGACGACCAAGAAGUUAAAGUUGAUAUGGAUGCAGUAAAAGAAUCUUUUUGGAAAAGAGGUAUAACAAAGAAGAAAAGAUAA
Cavenderia fasciculata is the source of this 2649-nucleotide messenger RNA. RefSeq lists its product as uncharacterized. Lineage: Eukaryota; Evosea; Eumycetozoa; Acytosteliales; Cavenderiaceae. The transcript is spliced from 5 exons. The record is from RefSeq and is a predicted model, not a curated record. Gene Ontology annotation, biological process: lipid metabolic process. The coding region runs from base 1 to 2649 and encodes 882 amino acids.